Molecule: messenger RNA, 741 nt
Organism: Prunus armeniaca (apricot)
Lineage: Eukaryota; Viridiplantae; Streptophyta; Magnoliopsida; Rosales; Rosaceae
Source: the annotation of a GenBank genome assembly
AUGAUGAAAGAUUGCAUUAACUAUUCCAAGGGGUGUGAAUCUUGUCAAAGACACGGCCCAGUCCAGCAGGCUCCAUCAGUUCCCAUGAAUCCAGUGGUAAAACCAUGGCCCUUUAGAGGAUGGGCAAUGGAUCUUAUUGGCAAGAUCUAUCCAGCCAGCAGCCAGCAGCACUGCUUUAUCAUUGUUGCCACAGACUACUUCACCAAGUGGGUGGAGGCCAAGGCUGUUAAAUCCACUACAUCUCAAGAGAUCAUCAUUUUCAUAGAAGAACAGAUUAUCCAAAGAUUUGGCAUCCCAGAAUCAAUCACAACUGAUAGAGGACUGCUCCAAUCCACUCCUUAUUAUGCCCAAGCCAAUGGACAGGCGGAAUCAAGCAACAAAGUGAUCAUCAACAUUAUCAGGAAAAUGCUUGAAAAGAAUCCAAAACAAUGGCAUGAGAAGCUGUCAGAAACUCUGUGGGCAUAUAGAACUUCAAAGAGAGAAGCGACUGGCAUGACUCCCUACGCGUUAACCUACGGUCAUGAUGCAAUUCUGCCUAUGGAGAUAGCUGUUCAGUCCCUCAGAAUUGCUCACCAACAUGACUUAGUAGGAGAAGACUACUCCCAGGCCAUGCUGCUGGAACUGGAGGGAUUGGAUGCAGCCAGAAUUGACACUCUCAACAAACUCCUGGCAGGAAAACAGGCUGUAUCAAGGGCCUACAACAAAGAGUCAGGAACAAGAGUUUUGAAGAAGGGGAGAUAG